AUGUCAUCAUUUAACGAAGUGGAAUCAGAUUCAAGCGAAGAUGUGGAUAGCUGGAUUUCGCUUUUCUGUUCGAUGUUUGGACACGAUUACUUUGUUGAAGUAGCACCAGAAUUCAUAGAAGACGACUUCAACCUUACAGGUUUAAGCUUGAUUGUACCAUUUUUUCGGGACGCACUGGAUGUGAUAUUAGACUUAGAACCUGAGAUACCUAUAAAGCCAGCUAAUGUUCCGUUGGUGGAGCAUGCUGCGGAGUUAUUAUACGGGCUUAUUCAUGCCCGUUACAUUUUAACAAAGCCUGGCCUGAGGGCCAUGGCCGAGAAGUAUGAGGAUAACUGUUUUGGGUCAUGUCCUCGGUACUAUUGUCAGGGAAUGCAUUUACUACCCAUAGGAAGAUAUGAUCAGCCUGGAAUUGAAACAGUACGCCUAUAUUGUCCCAACUGUAACGAUAUUUACCUACCAUCAUCAUCACGAUACUUGAAUAUAGAUGGGGCGUUCUUUGGCACUUCAUUUGCUGGAAUGUUCAUGAAGCUGUUUCCUGAAAUUCAGCGGCAGUGCUACGAGAGAACGAAGAAGCAGUUUGAAUUGAAGCUUUUUGGAUUCAAAUUGAACGAGAGAGCACCAGGAGGACCGAGAAUGAAGUGGCUGAGGCAGUAUCCACAGGCGAAAGAAGAGAUAGAGGAAUAUAAGAAGUGUGAGUUCAGCAUAGUUGGUACCAACGAGAAGAUUGUUGAAGCAGGAGGACAAGAGGAAGGAGAAGAAGAAGAAGAAGAGGAAGAGGAAGAGGCUCGAAUGGAUGAAGACAGUCACGAGGAAGCCAAAGCCAGUGCGGGGGAAAGUAUGAUGAGUAUAGCCAAGGACUGA
This is a messenger RNA of Brettanomyces nanus, 861 nucleotides long. RefSeq lists its product as uncharacterized. NCBI's taxonomy places the organism in Eukaryota, Fungi, Ascomycota, Pichiomycetes, Pichiales, Pichiaceae. Gene Ontology annotation, molecular function: protein kinase regulator activity. The coding region runs from base 1 to 861 and encodes 286 amino acids. The record is from RefSeq and is a predicted model, not a curated record. The transcript has a single exon. Gene Ontology annotation, cellular component: cytoplasm; protein kinase CK2 complex.